Molecule: messenger RNA, 794 nt
Organism: Oppia nitens
Lineage: Eukaryota; Metazoa; Arthropoda; Arachnida; Sarcoptiformes; Oppiidae
Product: pseudouridine-5'-phosphatase-like
Exons: 3
Coding region: 42-743 (233 amino acids)
Molecular function (GO): phosphatase activity
Source: RefSeq, a predicted model, not a curated record
UUUUUGUGUUACUAUUUUUCCCGUAAAUUUUUUCGCCAGCAAUGAGUGGCCAACAGUUUGUAACACCCGUAACACAUGUAGUGUUUGAUAUGGACGGCCUAUUAUUAGACACUGAACCCCGGUAUGAGAGGGCCAUCAAUACGGUUACCACACGCUAUGGUAAACCCUAUCCACUAGAGCUAAGAGUUAGAGUAAUUGGUACAACACAACAUGACCAAGCUGAACUGGUAGUCCGGGAACUAGGAUUGCCAAUAACACCGGACCAGUAUAUAGAGGAAUUGAACAAAGAGUACUACAAUGUAUUUGAUCAGGUACCAUUUUUGCCGGGUGCCGAACGAUUGGUUAGACACCUGCACCUGAAUCGGGUGCCCAUAGCUAUAGCUACCAGUUCUAAACGGCAUACGUUUGAAAUGAAAACCCGUGAUCACCAGGAAUUGUUCAAAUUGUUUGAACAUAUAUUGAUUUGUUCCGAUGAUCCCGAUGUCAAACGCGGAAAACCUGAUCCACAAUCCUAUGAGGUGGCAGUCACUAGGUUUCGGUCAUCCAAACCCCAGUCAAUGGCCAACGUAUUGGUGUUCGAAGAUUCACCAGCAGGUGUCCGAUCGGGUAUGGGUGCCGGUUGUCAAGUGGUAUGGGUUCCGGCCCGUGAAGUUCCCCGAUCGAUGGCCUCACCGACCAUUACGUUGGAUUCGUUGCUGGAUUUUCGUCCCGAAGUGUUUGGUUUACCGCCGUUUGAUGACUAGGAGUGAUGCCGUCUGUCCGUCCGUUGCAUCCAUUUCUCUGUCUCUCUCUCU